Molecule: messenger RNA, 1965 nt
Organism: Nematostella vectensis (starlet sea anemone)
Lineage: Eukaryota; Metazoa; Cnidaria; Anthozoa; Actiniaria; Edwardsiidae
Product: alkaline phosphatase
Exons: 8
Coding region: 279-1916 (545 amino acids)
Biological process (GO): dephosphorylation
Molecular function (GO): alkaline phosphatase activity
Source: RefSeq, a predicted model, not a curated record
CAGGUAACCUCAACAAAAAGUAAGAACGCAUGUUACUAGGUUGUUUACUUUCGGAGGGCGGGCGAAAACCUCACCCGACAAGAGACAAAAGAAUCCAUUAGAAUCCGCGCCAUCCGUUCCUCAAAGAUAUUUCCAACAGACACACUGCUUGGAGAUUGUUACUUAAUCGACCGGAAGUAAACAGGUGACAAUACAAAACACCCGGCCUAGUGUUCGCUCUGUUCGUACAAUACCUGCCAUGAAAAAAACCUCACGUAAAUCGCCGCCUAUAGUAAGAGAUGCUUCUUAUAUGGCUGUAUAGCAUUCAUGUGAUGUCUUACCUUGCAAGCGCUGACUCUCAAGAGAAUAACCAAUGGUUCCAAGCGGGCGUCGACCUCAUCAAAGCCAACCUGAAAGUGCGCGAAAACCGGAACACAGCAAAGAAUGCGAUCAUGUUCCUGGGAGAUGGCAUGGGAAUUAGUACGGUUACCGCGGCGCGUAUCCUCGAGGGUCAGAUGAGAGGGGAGACUGGGGAGGAGAAUUGGCUGAGCUUUGAGAAGUUUCCAUGGACGGCUCUGUCUAAGACGUAUAACACAGACCAACAAGUGGCCGACUCCGCUGGAACUGCUACGGCCUACUUGAACGGAGUCAAAGCACGUGCUGGGACCAUUGGAGUAGAUGAGACGGUCGUUCGAGGCCUUUGCAAGACAAUGACUGAAAAGGCCAAGGUCAAAUCCAUCAUUACGCUCGCAGAAGAAGCUGGGAUGUCCACGGGUUUCGUGACGACCACGCGUGUGACCCACGCGUCGCCCGCGGUGCUGUACGCGCACUCACCUGACCGGGACUGGAGCAGUGAUUACUACAAAAGGCGAUACGCAACCAAGGGUGACAACAACACCGCCUGCAAAGACAUAGCCCUUCAACUGUCUGAGUACUCUCACGGUGAUGGCAUUGACGUCAUCUUUGGCGGAGGACGACGGGAUUUCAUGCCCAACAACGAGACCGACCCGGAAUACCCCACGGAGAAGGGGUAUCGGGGCGACGGGCGAAACCUGAUCGACGAGUGGAUUUUGCGACACCAAGACGCGGUCUACCUGUGGAAUAAGACGGACUUUGACGCGCUGGAUGUUACACGUGUCAAACAAGUGAUGGGUCUUUUCGAGCCCAGCCACAUGCAGUACGAAGUAGACAGAAAGAAUGAUACGGGUGGGGAACCAUCUAUAGCCGAGAUGACCGAGAAGGCGAUCCGGAUCCUAAGUCGGAACCCUAAGGGCUACUUCCUGUUCGUAGAAGGUGGCAGAAUAGAUCAUGGCCACCAUGCAGCAAAAGCUGUCCGGGCAUUGACGGAUGCCAUUGCCAUGGCAGAAGCAGUCAAGAAGGCGACGGAUAUCACAAAUAAAGACGACACCCUUAUAUUGACGACCGCUGACCACAGUCACACAUUCACCAUAAGUGGUUACCCGAAGCGAGGCAAUCCCAUAUUUGGACUUGUGGUCGAUAUCUACAAUAGGACAGUGGUAGCGUCUAGUGACAAGUUACCUUACACGACCCUCGGAUAUGCUAAUGGGCCAGGAGGACUCAAGGUUAACGCGACCCGCGCCGAUCUUACCAUGGUCAAUACGGCUGACAAGGACUUUAAGUCGCAGGCGCUGUAUUACCAGAGUAGUGAGGCCCAUGGCGGCGAAGAUGUCGGUAUUUACGCGGACGGGCCUGGGGCCUACCUGAUGCAUGGUGUGGUGGAGCAGAACUACAUAUUCCACGUGAUGGACCACGCCCUCUGUCUGAGUGACAGCAAACAGGGCACGUGUACCAGGCACGUGACGAGAGGCGGGGCCCCCAAAACCACACCACGCCCACCCCGAGGUGCCGCUUCCUCGCUAGUGCCAGGCCUCUGGAUGAUGAUUUUGCUCUCAGUCAUGGCUAGAUUUGGAAACUAAACUGAAAUUACAAGGAGCCGAACGAUUUUGAAUAAAGUUUUUGUCUGUG